CAGCUCUCUCCCGUCUCUGGCAGACUCUCUUGAUGUUUUAUUUUCUGGCUCAGAAGACCACCACCUGACCCUAUAGGCUGAAGCUGACAUGGCUCCAGGAAAGGAAAGUAAUGGUCUUGACAACUAUGAAUUUGCACAUGAAGGGCGCUUCUGUGACCUACCUGACACAAAACAUGUAGAAGAAAUGGACACGUCAUGUCACAUGGAGGGACACAGCAACAAGCUUGCAUAUUGUGUAACAGAUGUACCUCCCUGGUACCUGUGCAUCCUUCUAGGCAUCCAGCACUGUUUGACUGCAUUUGGAGGUAUCAUCGCCAUCCCGUUAAUCUUGUCUCAGGGGCUGUGUCUGCAGCAUGACGGUGUCACCCAAAGCCACCUCAUCAGUACCAUAUUCUUUGUCUCUGGUAUUUGCACUCUGUUGCAAGUUACCUUCGGCAUUAGACUGCCCAUUCUACAAGGUGGUACAUUCACUUUGCUGGCACCUUCCAUGGCACUGCUGUCCAUGCCAGAGUGGACAUGUCCUGCUUGGACCCAAAAUGCCAGCCUAGUCAACACCUCCUCCACAGACUUCAUAGAGGUGUGGCAGAGUCGAAUGAGAGCACUACAGGGGUCCAUUAUGGUGGGCUCACUCUUCCAGGUGUUUGUUGGUUUCUCCGGCCUCAUCGGCUUCUUCAUGUGCUUCAUUGGACCUCUCACCAUUGCUCCCACCAUCUCUCUCAUUGGACUGUCCCUGUUUGACUCAGCUGGUACCAGUGCUGGCAAUCACUGGGGCAUCUCUGCCAUGACCACAGCACUGAUCAUCCUGUUCUCACAGUACCUCCGUCACAUACCUGUACCAUUUCCUACAUACAGCAAGGAUAAAAAACUGCACACCUCCCGUGUCUAUGUUUUUCAGAUCCUCCCUGUUCUGCUUGGAAUCACUUUGUCUUGGCUGAUCUGCUACAUUUUGACAACCUACAAUGUACUUCCUUCUGAACCAGACCGGUACGGUUACCUGGCCCGCACUGAUCUAAAGGGAGAUGUUAUAAGCCAAACUCCUUGGUUCACUUUUCCAUACCCAGGUCAGUGGGGGUUGCCGACUGUGAGCCUGGCAGGGGUGGUUGGCAUAUUAGCCGGUGUGAUCUCCUCCAUGAUAGAGUCUGUUGGGGACUACCACGCUUGUGCCAGGCUAUCUGGGGCUCCACCUCCCCCCAAACAUGCUAUCAACAGGGGUAUUGGCAUUGAGGGACUGGGCUGUCUGCUGGCUGGAGCCUGGGGUACAGGAAACGGUACCACUUCAUACAGUGAGAAUGUCGGAGCCCUCGGUAUUACAAAGGUUGGCAGUCGCAUGGUGAUAGUAGCCAGUGGAGUCUUGAUGGUUGUCAUGGGUAUGUUUGGUAAAGUGGGCGCUGUAUUCACCACUAUCCCGUCACCUGUGAUAGGAGGGAUGUUCAUGGUUAUGUUUGGCGUCAUCUCUGCAGCAGGAGUUUCCAAUCUUCAGUAUGCAGAUAUGAAUUCGUCUCGAAACAUCUUCAUUUUUGGCUUCUCCAUGUUCUCUGGUCUGGUCAUUCCUAACUGGAUAUUAAAAAACCCAACAGCUAUUGCUACAGGUAUGGUCGAACUCGACCAAGUGCUGCAGGUACUUCUGACAACCAGUAUGUUUGUAGGAGGUUUCUUUGGCUUUAUACUGGACAACACAAUUCCAGGAUCAAAGCAUGAACGAGGCAUCCUUGCCUGGAACAAGGCUCACGAGGAUGACUCCAGCAACACACUGGAGAGCGGAGAAGUUUACAACCUUCCCUUUGGCAUCAGUUCUUACUUGUCUUCUUCAUCCUGGCUCCUGUACAUACCUUUCUGCCCUCCUGGUGUGCCCAGCUCCCUGGAUAGAUGCGGGGCAGAUACCAAUGCCCUGGGGCCUAAGCAGCCACUGGGACAACUAGGGCCUUCACAGACCAUUAUUGGAGUUGCACUGUGAGUGGUCACUUCAUCACCAUCCGAGGCAGCUCAGUUUGGACCUCCUGUCCUUUUGUUAAAGACACUGUACUGUGAUAACAUGGUGCAAAGUAUUUCACAUGAUUUUUUAAAGUGAUAUUUGCAAAUUACAUCUUGCAAGAUUAAUAUAUGGACAUGGAGACAUUUUGUAUUCAGAGUUUAUCACUGUUCAGUAUAAACAAUGUCUUUUUUGGUUUCAAGCUUGAUUUUUAACUUGUUCGAUCUUAUCAGUUUUAGAUUGCAAUCACAGCCAGGUGCUAGUGAACACUGUGAAUGUAAGUAGAUCCAUGAUGUUUGUUGCUGCAUUCAGUACAUAAAUCCAAUGUAUCGUU
Molecule: messenger RNA, 2303 nt
Organism: Micropterus salmoides (largemouth bass)
Lineage: Eukaryota; Metazoa; Chordata; Actinopteri; Centrarchiformes; Centrarchidae
Product: Xan_ur_permease domain-containing protein
Exons: 12
Coding region: 89-1954 (621 amino acids)
Biological process (GO): transmembrane transport
Cellular component (GO): membrane
Molecular function (GO): transmembrane transporter activity
Source: RefSeq, a predicted model, not a curated record